This is a messenger RNA of Prosopis cineraria, 768 nucleotides long. RefSeq lists its product as uncharacterized. Gene Ontology annotation, molecular function: RNA-DNA hybrid ribonuclease activity; nucleic acid binding. The record is from RefSeq and is a predicted model, not a curated record. The coding region runs from base 1 to 768 and encodes 255 amino acids. The transcript is spliced from 4 exons. NCBI's taxonomy places the organism in Eukaryota, Viridiplantae, Streptophyta, Magnoliopsida, Fabales, Fabaceae.
AUGGGGAAGAAAGGAUUCAUGAUAAUUAAGAUUGAUCUUGAAAAGGCAGAUGAUUGUGUUAGGUGGGAUUUUCUGACUAAAUGUUUGCAGGAGAUGGCAUUGCCUCAAAAUAUGAUUGAUAUCAUUAUCAAUUGUGUCUCUUCUAUAAAUUUGGGUAAAUAUUUGGGUGUUGCUCUCCAUCAUAAAAGAGUAGACAAGACUAUGUUUCAGGAGAUUGUGGAUAAGGUCACAGCUCAGUUGUCUAGUUGGAAAGCUAACUUGCUAUCUCUAGGGGGUAGAACCACCUUAAUUUCUUCUAUUACUUUUGCAAUACUUGGAUGUAUUAUGCAAGUAGCUCAUUUGCCUGCCAGUAUGUGUGAAGUGCUUGAUAAACAUAAUCGAACCUUUUUAUGGGGCAAAACGGGGGAUAGGGGGAAGUUAGGAUGGAGUCUGGUAAAGAAAAAGGACGAGUUUUGGGUCAGAGUUAUCCGAAGCAAAUACAAGUGUGGAGAUGAUUUAAUUCUUAAAAUUUACGUAAAGCGGCCAGGAUCAAAUAUAUGGUCAACUAUUGAGGCAAUGUGGGAGACGGUGAAGACAGGGCUUGAGGAUACAGGGUCAGGCCGGUGCAUGCGAUCUAUCAGAGGAUCUGAUGGGAACUUCAUUAUUGGCUUCAUUCACAGACUGGAUGGAAGAGAUAACCUGACUGCCGAGCUAUGGGCUUGUGUACAUGGGUUAAAGACUACUUGGGAUACGGUCUAUCAGCAUGUUAUUCUAGAAUCUGACUCUUAA